GCAAAAUUUGGCCCAAUUGUCCAAUUACGCCAGUUGCUGUUAAUGCGCGUUUUUGCGCGCAAGUCAUCGUCGCCCACUACCACCACCACUACGGCGCCUUUAUUCCCUAAAAUUUCUGUUUGGUUCCUGAGAAAAAUACGCAUCGAAAGACAGAGAUCGGCUAAUCACUAUUAUUCAGGUCUACUCUUAUUCGGUAUUGUGAUCUUUCUAACGGACAAACUAAGUCCCUUUUCAGAGCAGGACAGAGCUAUGGAUGAUAGUUGUGCUGUCUGUGCGGAGACACUUGAGUGGGUUGCUUAUGGACCAUGUGGCCAUCGGGAGGUCUGCUCAACUUGCACCAUUCGUCUCCGUUUCAUCUGCAAUGAUCGAUGUUGCUGUAUUUGCAAAUCUGAAUCCAGUAUCGUCUUUGUCACCAAGGCUUUAGGUGAUUAUACAAGGAUGAUAAAUGACUUCUCUGCUUUCCCAGCCAAUCCAAUUGAAGGCCAAGUUGGGCAGUAUUGGUUUCAUGAAGGUGCACAAGCAUAUUUUGAUGAUCUGGAUCACUACAAGAUGAUAAAGGCCAUGUGCAGGCUAUCAUGCAAUUUUUGUGACAGAAAGGAUGAACAUAGAAGCAGAAGAACAAAAAGAACAGGAGAUUUUAAUAGCAUUGAGCAGCUGAUGAGUCAUUUGUUCCACCAGCAUAGACUGUUUAUGUGCAGCUUGUGUUUAGAAGGCAGGAAGAUAUUUAUAAGUGAGCAAAAGUUAUAUAAUAGAGCACAGUUGAAUCAACAUGUGAAGACUGGUGACUCAGUUGUUGAUGGUAGUGAAAGUGAAAGAGGUGGAUUUAUGGGCCAUCCUAUUUGUGAAUUCUGCCAGAACCCGUUCUAUGGGGACAAUGAGCUUUACUUGCACAUGUCUACUGAGCAUUUUACUUGCCAUAUAUGCCAAAGGCAGCAUCCAGGACAAUUCGAGUACUAUAAAGAUUAUGAUGACUUGGAGAUUCAUUUUCGCCAAGGACAUUUUUUAUGUGAAGAUGAAGGCUGCCUGGCAAAAAAGUUUAUUGUUUUUGCAGCUGAAUCUGAAAUGAAGAGGCAUGAUGCCACGGAACAUGGAGGGCGCAGGUCUCGUGCUAAGCGUAAUGCUGCACUGCAGAUACCGACAAGUUUCUGGUAUCGGCGAAGUUCUGAACAAGAGAAUGGAAAUUAUUCCUGCUCAUCAGACAUUCAAUUUUCCAUGGUUCAAGAUAGCCUUGAGACAUUUAAUGCUGUCAGGUUUAAUGACAGUUCCUUGAAUGCCCAAACAAUUUCAAGUCACAGAGAAAGAAGUGAAAUUAAGUCAAGUGUUAAUCCAUUUGAGCUAUUAGCUAGUACAGACUCUGAGCCAUCUUCAAGAAAUUGCAAGGCUUUAGGGCAAAGACCCGCAAGCAUCCUGCUAGAGGAAUCAUCCUUUCCCCCACUUCCAAAUGCUCCAAGCUGCAGUGUGCAAAGACCAAAAAUUGCUACGAAUGGAUUAAGUGGGAACACAAUGGCUGCUCACCUGCAUCACAGGAACGCUGUAAAAGUUCUCAAUUCUUCUUGGGCUUCACGAGCAGCAAAUCAUUACCCUAACUAUUUGUCUAGCAGUUCUUACUACUCGAGGCCUGUGUUGGAUUCUGGGCUUUUAUCAUCAUCUAUUUCUCAGAGCUCUUCAAUUAAGCUGGCAACUACUAAUGAACACGUGCUAUCCAGUUGGGAAAGCUCUAUUCAAUCUAAACCAUCAGCUCCUAAUAACCUGGUUUCAUCUUCAAACUUUGCAAGUUCAUCAAGGUUCCAAAGUAGCACCACCAAGGUCUGCUGCUCUUCUUCAUCUCAAAACCUUGUUAACAGAGAAACUCUUGACAUAUCCUUUUCUGACCCUCACGUUAAGAAAGUGACCUCAAGUAGCAAGUUGCUGUUGAAAGAAGAUGCUCAAUGUGCUAAUAAGGCUCUGGUGGAAAAAAUUCGUGCUUCUUUAGAUUUUGAUAAGGACAAAUAUGCUGCCUUUAAAGUAAUAUCUGUGGAGUAUCGCCAGGAUUUAAUUGAUACCGGGGAGUAUCUUGCUUAUGUGCAUCAAUUUGGCCUGUCACAUUUGGUUCGUGAGCUAGCUAUGCUUUGUCCCAAUGCUCAGAAGCAAAGAGAGCUUGUUGAGAUUUACAUGUACAAUACAAGGAGGAAUGGGUCUAAUGAAAAUGGUCAUUCCAAAAGCAAAAAAAGUUCAAAGAAAGGUAAAGAGAAGUGUGAAGAUAAUGGGAUUUAUCAUCCAGAAAAUGCUCUGGCUGAAACUAUUAGUAGGGAGACAAUGAACUUGCAAUUAAAUCAUAAACCUUUAUUGGAUGAAGAAAAGAUCUUAUCAGAGGCUGUAUGUCACUCGGUGAAAGGCAAAUCCAAGAUUUUGGUUGACGAACAAGGUAACCUAAAUUCGUCAACAGAGCCAAGGAACAAGAAUGAUGCUCGGUCAGUUAAUGGUUGCCCGGAGAAGAAUGUGGGAGCUCGAGGAGGGAAUAAGUCUUACAAAAAACUGCCAAAGUUCCUAAAAAACCGAUUUGGUGAUAUUUCAGCUGCUCAACUUCCAGAUAAAGGCACUCCUGAUGCUGGACCUGGUGGGGCUGAUGAAAAAACGUGUUGGAAGAAAAAUCCACCUGAAACGUUACCAAUUCGUGGAGUUUGGCAGAAUGGUGGAGGUCGAAGGCUUGUGAUGAUGACCCAGAGAGACCGGAAAAGGUGAUCUCCAGGGUAGUGCUGUUUGUAAGAACUGAACGCCUGUUAUCAAACAUGAUUAUAGCGUCCCUUUGUAUUAGUUUCUGCAUGUCGUAGAUAUGCAUUCUAAGAUGCAUCCCGCUUAAGACUGAGGAGGAAAUUUUGAUACAUAAAAGGGAAGUUGGUCCUGUUUAUGUUUUUGAAAAUUAUCUAACUUCUUCCUUCCUUCC
Molecule: messenger RNA, 2923 nt
Organism: Manihot esculenta (cassava)
Lineage: Eukaryota; Viridiplantae; Streptophyta; Magnoliopsida; Malpighiales; Euphorbiaceae
Product: E3 ubiquitin-protein ligase ZNF598
Exons: 9
Coding region: 43-2721 (892 amino acids)
Biological process (GO): rescue of stalled cytosolic ribosome; protein ubiquitination
Molecular function (GO): ubiquitin protein ligase activity; ribosome binding
Source: RefSeq, a predicted model, not a curated record